Molecule: messenger RNA, 3410 nt
Organism: Marchantia polymorpha subsp. ruderalis
Lineage: Eukaryota; Viridiplantae; Streptophyta; Marchantiopsida; Marchantiales; Marchantiaceae
Source: the annotation of a GenBank genome assembly
AAAGGACUGUGCGACAGAGCGAGGCAGGGGCAGAGAGUUAGUGAGGUAAGGACAGGAGGGAGGCAGUGAGUGUGCUCUCUCGCUCUCGUCCGUGUCUGUCUGCGUGCGGUGAGUCCGGGCCCUCACCUUGUACUGGAAUCAGCAACGCCCCUGGUGUCUUCGCCCCCACUCCCUCCUUGGCUUGCAUGAUCUACUUGCUCGCCCAGUGCUGCUGCUGCUCCUCCCACUUUCACUUCUUCCUUCUCUCGUCCCCCUCCUGCUCGUCUCACCCCCCCCGCCCCGUCUUCUCUGCGCUGAUCUGAUCGACGAUCCACUUUGUUUUCGGCCCAUUUUAUAUCCGGAGUUCGGACUUGUGAAGGUGAAAGUGAAUGAGAAGGGAGGGACUAGGGUAAUCAUGUCGUCGACUCUGGCCUAGAGCAGAGGGAGAAAUCGUCGUCCUAGAGCUGUUGCAAUUUUCUAGUCACUGUUGUCGUAGGGGUCGAGAAGGCAAUUGGGAGUUUAGAUCGUGCGAGGCCGUGCUUUCCUGCGUUUGUGAGGUUAGGUGAGAAUCGGAGAAUCUGCAAAUCGUUGAUGAUGUAAAAGUGGAAAAGACAGGAAGGAAGAAAGAACGGGAGGGUUUUGAGGAAGGCGAGGAGGCGACCAUUUUGAUGCGCGAGUGGAUUUGAGGACAAUUCCGGUCAAAGAAUCGGCGCGUGGCUGGCACUUCUACCUUGAGCAGCAGCCUAACCACAUUUCUCCCUUUUGAUAUGGUUUCCCGAAGUCCCUCGACGAGAGGCUCAUUCAAAAUGCCCUCGUUCAACGACGAGCGGGUGCCGCAAGAGGCCGCUCAGGGUGCUGCAUCCUUGCAGCUGAUCGAUGGACUCGGUGCUUUCGAUGAGGCAGGGCUCGAUGCAUUUGUCAGAGCCAUUCGGCUAGCUGAAUGCGGACUUUCAUAUGCCGUAGUGGCGAUUAUGGGUCCUCAAAGCAGUGGCAAAAGCACACUCCUUAAUCAUCUGUUCAGGACGUCGUUCAAGGAAAUGGAUGCAUUUGCUGGAAGGAGUCAAACAACUCAAGGUGUGUGGAUCGCACGCGCAAAGGAUAUUGAUCCUUGUACCAUUGUUAUGGAUCUAGAAGGAACAGAUGGACGAGAACGAGGAGAGGAUGAUACUGCCUUCGAGAAACAGAGUGCUUUGUUUGCCCUGGCAGUAUCGGAUAUUGUGCUGAUCAAUAUGUGGUGUCAUGACAUUGGCCGAGAGCAAGCUGCCAACAAGCCUCUUUUAAAGACCGUCUUUCAGGUUAUGAUGCGCCUGUUUACACCCCGUAAAACGACACUUCUGUUUGUCAUCAGAGAUAAGACUCGGACUCCCUUGUCCACACUUGAGCCUAUUCUGCGAGGGGACGUCCAGAAGAUAUGGGAAAGUGCCCCCAAACCUCCGAAGUACGAAGGAACUCAGCUGAGUCAGUUUUUUACUGUGGAAGUUACAGCGCUCGCUAAUUUCGAGGAGAAACCUGAACUAUUCGAAGAGCAGGUUGGUGAGUUGCGGGACCGAUUCAACAACUCAAUUCAGCCAGGUGGACUGGCAGGCGAUCGAAGAGGAGUUGUUCCGGGAUCAGGUUUCCGAAUCAGUAUCAGUGACAUGUGGAAAAUCAUCAAGGAAAACAAAGAUCUGGAUCUGCCAGCACACAAGGUGAUGGUUGCCACUGUUCGGUGUGAGGAGAUUGCACAUGAGAAGCUGAGUGCCUUAUUGGCAGAUCCGGAUUGGCAUGAUUUGGACGAAGGUGCGAGGAAAGGCCUAGUCCCCGGCUUUGGGAAGAGAUUGAGUGCUCUUUUGCACAGGCAUCUAUCAGGGUAUGACGACGAAGCAGCAUAUUUUGAUGAUAGUGUAAGGACAGCCAAGCGCAAUUAUCUGGUGACAAAAGUUUUAGAUACGGUUCAACCUGCAUAUCAAGCAGUUGUAUCGAAUCUUCGUAACGAAGCCUUCAAUAAGUUCAAGCAAGAGAUGAAAGUUUGGGCAGAGCGUCCUGUUGGAGAGGAAGGCUUUGCAGUUGCGGUCCGUAGGUGCUCCGAGCAAGCUUUGUCAGACUUUGAUAAGGGUUGUUCAGAUUCUUACGUUUCCCAAGCCCAUUGGGACAACGGAAAGCUUCGUGAAAAGCUUCAUCGAGACAUUGAUGCACAUGCUCAGACAGUCAGAGCUGAGAAAAUUGCUGCCAUUGUAGCUUCUGUCGAGAAGCGGGUUGAGGACGCUCUUACGGAAUCCGCUGGAGCUCUAUUAGAUGCCGCGUCUCCAGAUACGUGGUUAUCUCUUAAGAGGCUUCUUACACACGAAACCGAUAUUGCGAAGGCAGCUCUGUUGUCAGAUAUUGCAGGUUUUGAGCCGGAUGAAACAGAAAAAGCAACUAUGUUGGAUGGCUUAACUUCGUUUUCAAGAGGAGUGGUGGAGCGACAGGCGAGGAAGGAAGCUUCACAGGCACUGCUACGUAUGAAAGAUAGGUUUACGACAAGUUUUAGCCAUGAUGCAGAGUCACUACCCAGACUUUGGUCUGAAAAAGAUGAUAUCCGGGCUAUCGCCAAAGAAGCUCGGUCAAUGUCUCUUAAAGGACUAUCUAUUCUGGCUGCAAUACGGCUUGAUGACGAUAUACAUGAUCGGAUCGAGCCAGCACUGAGCUCCUUAUUGGACCCUCCCAGUCAAGAGGCUAUCAAGUCCAAAGAGUUUUCCUCAGAUGGAGAUAGUUCUUCUAUAUUGGUUUCGAAUCCACUCGCCGCAAGCUCUUGGGAUGGGGUUCCGCAAGGGAAUACUCUCUUAUCGCCCGUGCAGUGUAAAAAUAUAUGGCGACAAUUUAAAGCUGAGACCGAUUACACAAUUAGUCAAGCUUUAGCAGCGCAGGAGGCGCACAAGAACUCAUCAUCGUGGUUACCUCCACCAUGGGCGAUUGCCGCGAUCGUGGUCCUGGGCUUCAAUGAAUUUAUGGCACUUCUCAGGAACCCAUUGUAUCUCUUGAUAUUCUUCGUAGUGUAUCUUCUUGGAAAGGCUCUCUGGGUUCAACUUGACAUCGCCGCCGAGUUUCGCCAUGGCUUUGUCGCUGGAAUUUUGAGCCUUUCAACCAAGCUUCUCCCCACGGUAAUGAGCAUGUUAACAAAACUUGCACAAGAAGGAUCCAAAGCGGCAGGAGUGGGGAACAGUAACAGCGACAGUACUGGGCGAAGCAACCGAUUCCAGGAGUAUGAUAUGCAAGAUUUUUCGCAGAAUUCUCCUUCUGAAAACAGCACUAGUCAGGGAUCGUCUCAUGGUGGAUCAAGUGUCAGAAAUAGGCAGCACAAAAAUGUUGCACAAUCAGCCUCUUAAUGCAGUUUUCGGCUGGGCGGCUGGUCUCAUUUGGUCAUCUUUGUAAAAUUUAUUGGAAAGUACUCCACUCUCUUGUACAAGUUUUUU